Megalops cyprinoides (Indo-Pacific tarpon) is the source of this 3446-nucleotide messenger RNA. Its product is annotated as G/T mismatch-specific thymine DNA glycosylase-like. Gene Ontology annotation, biological process: base-excision repair, AP site formation. The record is from RefSeq and is a predicted model, not a curated record. Gene Ontology annotation, molecular function: mismatch base pair DNA N-glycosylase activity. The coding region runs from base 162 to 1541 and encodes 459 amino acids. The transcript is spliced from 11 exons. Lineage: Eukaryota; Metazoa; Chordata; Actinopteri; Elopiformes; Megalopidae. Gene Ontology annotation, cellular component: nucleus.
GAGCUACUCUUUGUUCCUGUACAGGGAUGAUAAGUCCCGUACAUUUUAUAUUAUUCAGCAAUUCAUAUAUCCUCUGCAACUUUCAUGCAUGAAGCGAAUUUUCGACAUUAUUUCUAACAGGAAUAUUACUAACCCAUUUAAGUAAACAUACCACCAUAAGGAUGGAAGAAACGCAGUGUUCAUCUCUAACGGGCCCUGUGGAUUACUCUCAACAUGGUUUUCAGUACAUGCAGCAGAGCCAUGCUCUCCCGGCAGUACAGCACAACCAGAUGGCUAACGGCAUUGACCACAUGGAGGGUCGGUACGAGGGCCGACCGGGGACCGAGAUGAUGGUCCCCCAAGACCCCAACGCCCCCCAGGAGCCCCCUGCCCCAGUGCAAGCUCCCGCGAAGGGGAAGAGAGGGAGGCCUGCGGGCAAGGAGCCCAAGGCGACGGCCGGCCCAAAGCCCAAGAAGGCGAAAGAGGCGACGGAGCCCCGGGCCAAGCCUGCCCCGAAGCCCAAGAAGGCCGCGGAGCCCAAGGAGCCGAAGGGGAAGCCGGGCCCGAAGCCCAAGAAGGCAGUGGAGGGCAAGCAGGAGAAGAUCGAUGAAGCCUUCAAGAAGGUCAAGAGGAAAGUGGACCGCUUCAAAGGCAUGACUGAGGCUGAGGUCAUGACCAAAACCCUGCCUGACAUCCUCAUCCCUAACCUGGACUUUGUGAUUAUUGGAAUCAACCCGGGUCUGAUGGCAGCCUACAUUGGACGGUGGUUUCCUGGCCCAGGAAACCAUUUCUGGAAGUGCCUCUUCAUGUCUGGGAUGACCGAAGUGCAGCUCAAUCACAUGCAUGAUCAGACCCUGCCCGAGAAGUACGGCAUCGGAUUCACCAAUAUGGUGGAGAGGACCACGCCAGGAAGCAAAGACCUCACAAGCAAAGAGUUGCGAGAGGGGGGCAAAAUUCUGCUGGAGAAGCUGCAGAAGUACAAGCCUCUCAUCGCAGUCUUCAAUGGGAAGUGCAUUUUCGAAAUGUUCUGCAGAGAGAUCUUUGGGGCGAAGCCGAAGAACCUCGCGUUUGGCGUGCAGCCGCAGAAGGUUCCGGAAACAGACACGGUGUUGUACCUCAUGCCCUCGUCGAGCGCACGCUGUGCCCAGUUCCCUCGCGCCCAGGACAAAGUGCACUUCUACAUCAAGCUGAUGGAGCUGCGCGACCAGCUCAAGGGCGUGGUCUGCAGCAAGGAGGUGGAGGAGAUAAAGUACACCUUCGACCUGGGCAUGGCCAAAGAGGAUGCCAAGAGGAUCGCCAUCAAAGAGGAGCAGUACGACCCCGGGUACGAGGCGGCCUACGGCGGGGCGUACUGCGAAGGUGGGCCGGAGGGCGAGCAGCUCAACGGCCACUGCAGUUUCUCCGCUGGAGACGCUGGAGACACUGAGGGGACCGGUAAGGAGGCUGCGCACCCCACUGCGGUGGGCGGGGUCAUGGAUGGCGAGUGGAUGACGCAGUCAUUCACUGACCAGAUCCCAGACAUCGGCGGAGCACGACCCCAGCUGGGGGCGGAGAGUGUGUGAAGUGGGUGGCGUGGCUUUUUCGGACUCCACACAGGAAGAGGAUGAGGGCUGCAGUUUUAAUGCAGUUUCCUGCCCAAUACUUCACACCUCAGUUGCUUAUCAGAAGAGUUACCAACGACGGGUUUGCCUCUCUCAAGACCCAACGGCUACAUACGAAACAGGAAGAAGGAAGCCGUAGCCGUUAAACGUUCCCACUAUGAGUUAUAAAUAGAGUAGUUAAUCAUAAUGGACACUACGUUUUAAACAUGGUAGGUUUUUUAAACGUAACUAAUGUAAUUCCUACAUUAUUUGUUUUUAAAAUGCAAUGUUUAGUGAGCAAGGAGAUUUUACAGAGAGAUUUGCUCCUUAGUCUUGUGUGUGUAAGUGAUAGUCCCCCUUGGUUUCAUUUUGGUUUUCUUUCCACUGUCGUGUGAAAUCAGGGAUUUACAAUGAUACUUGAUUGAUGGGUCUUCAAAAGAAGGACAUUCCACAGGGGAAAGUCCUGAAUUUGAGUUGACUUUUUUCUCUUUUUGUAUAUCAGUUGACUCUGGGCUGGUGCUGCUGUUGCGCCAUAACCCUGAGCUCUGUCAGCGUUAACUGUUGGCAUCGUCGAUUGUGGGUGCAACACUUCAGACUCCACACUUAGGCCAAAAGUGACCUCUGACAACCUGGAACGUAUGUUACACAGAGCAAAACCUGACAAUAAGUUGAUGUUUUAACGUUUAUAUUUUGGACAAUUGUGGAAGCUUGGAAGAAAGGAUAAGUGAAAAUGUAGAGGCGUUUUUAUAUUAAAAUCAUGUCACUCAGCAUUUCUCGGAGGAACAUGUCCUCGUACCACAAAAACACAGUGUAUCCAGAAACGCAGAAUACCAAAAUCUCAGCUUUUGAGAGAACGCCAGCAAGAUCUAGAAAUGCAAAAACUGUUGCUAGCACAAGGGUCAAGCCCCUGUCUGUCCUGGUUCAUCUGCUGCCAAAUCAACUUGGGUCAGUUAGGGAUAGUUAGCUUAGGGCCGGAGACACUUGGUGCCUCUUCCCUGUCAAACCACUGAAGAGCGACAUCUUAAAGGAGUAAAGCAUGUGGCGAACGCUCGGUCAGACCACGUUCGGCUAGAUGUAGUGAGAUCAAGCAGGCGAUUUCAUGGAGAAGAUGCGCCAAAUCUCUGCUCAGGCCUUUACUGUGUGUUCACAAUGUUUACAUCUCUUGGUGCUGCUCCUUGGUUUUAAUUUUGUAACAUCUCUGGACCUUUUAAAAGAACUGUGCUGUCACUACCACUUUUCUAUUUAAGGCUCUAUGAGGGAUUUUUUUACAGACUUAUCUGUAGGUGUAUUCAUUCAUUUCAGUAGUUACAGGUGUCUCUCUCAGAUUUCUUUGUACCAAAUAUAGCUGAAUUAUACAUUGGAAGGGCUGGGUAAAUGUCAAUGUGGAAAAGGAUGUAGGUUCAUGAAUUAACCCACUGAAUGAAGCAUCAUUCGUAAAUCAAAGGAGAAGAACAGUUUAGGUCUGCUAACAAUGGUUGUUUCACGUUUCCGAAAUAAAAUGCCAUCCCAUACGGGCCUUUUUAGUGCUGCGGUGAUCUCCCAGGCAACUGCACAAUGCGGAUGAGUAAGAGUGAUGAUGUCACCUUCGGGGUAUCUUGAAUGUGGGCGCAGCACUAGAGUCUACAGAGCGGAGUUUUUGGACACGUGACCAAUCAGGUUCUCCUCAAGAUCGUCAAGAUCUCCCGUGUUCCCCUUCCUCCAGUGGUCUUGAGUUAUCACCACAGUUCUCACACUGGUACUGGUGCUCUCUAGAUGCAUUCACUAAACGGUCUUGCACUCGACUUUGCAGUGGUUAAAAUUCAUUCAAUGUUGUGCUUUUGUAAGGACACUCAGAUCCAGUUCGUAAUGGUGCUCUGAACCACAGUGGCAGCUACUCCACCCUUUUGA